UACGAGAUGCAAAAAAUCUAAUCCCUAUGGAUCCAAACGGGCUUUCAGAUCCUUAUGUGAAGCUGAAACUUAUUCCUGACCCCAAGAAUGAAAGCAAACAGAAAACCAAAACCAUCCGCUCCACACUAAACCCUCAGUGGAAUGAGUCCUUCACAUUCAAAUUAAAGCCUUCAGACAAAGACCGACGACUGUCUGUAGAAAUCUGGGACUGGGACCGAACGACACGGAAUGACUUCAUGGGUUCCCUUUCCUUUGGUGUCUCAGAGCUGAUGAAGAUGCCAGCCAGCGGAUGGUACAAGUUGCUCAACCAAGAAGAGGGCGAAUACUACAACGUACCCAUCCCAGAAGGGGAUGAAGAAGGCAAUGUGGAGCUCAGGCAGAAGUUUGAGAAAGCCAAGCUCGGCCCUGCUGGUAACAAAGUCAUCAGCCCUUCGGAAGACAGGAAGCAACCAUCCAACAACCUUGACAGAGUGAAACUCACAGAUUUCAAUUUCCUCAUGGUGCUGGGCAAGGGCAGUUUCGGGAAGGUGAUGCUCGCUGACAGGAAGGGAACAGAGGAACUGUAUGCCAUCAAAAUCCUGAAGAAGGACGUGGUGAUCCAGGAUGAUGACGUGGAGUGCACCAUGGUGGAAAAGCGGGUUCUGGCCCUGCUGGAUAAGCCCCCGUUCCUGACCCAGCUGCACUCCUGCUUCCAGACAGUGGACCGGCUAUACUUCGUCAUGGAAUAUGUCAACGGUGGGGACCUCAUGUACCACAUUCAGCAAGUAGGGAAAUUUAAGGAGCCCCAAGCAGUAUUCUACGCAGCAGAGAUCUCCAUUGGACUGUUCUUUCUCCACAAAAGAGGAAUCAUUUACAGGGAUCUGAAGCUGGACAAUGUCAUGCUGGAUUCAGAAGGACAUAUCAAAAUCGCUGAUUUUGGAAUGUGCAAGGAACACAUGAUGGAUGGAGUCACCACCAGGACCUUCUGUGGGACUCCCGACUACAUUGCCCCAGAGAUAAUUGCUUACCAGCCAUAUGGAAAAUCCGUGGACUGGUGGGCAUACGGUGUGCUGCUGUAUGAGAUGCUGGCUGGGCAGCCUCCAUUUGAUGGUGAAGAUGAGGACGAACUGUUUCAGUCUAUAAUGGAGCACAACGUGUCCUACCCCAAAUCCUUGUCCAAAGAAGCUGUCUCCAUCUGCAAAGGACUCAUGACCAAACACCCUGCCAAGCGGCUGGGCUGCGGGCCUGAGGGAGAGCGGGACGUCAGAGAGCACGCCUUCUUCAGGAGAAUCGACUGGGAAAAACUGGAGAACAGGGAAAUCCAACCACCAUUCAAGCCCAAAGUGUGCGGCAAAGGAGCAGAAAACUUUGACAAGUUCUUCACACGAGGGCAGCCUGUCUUAACACCGCCAGAUCAGCUGGUUAUCGCUAACAUAGACCAGUCUGAUUUUGAAGGGUUCUCGUAUGUCAACCCCCAGUUUGUGCAUCCGAUCUUGCAAAGUGCAGUAUGAAAUCCACAAAUGAGAGAUCAAAUGCCUCCCCAGCCCCCAGCCUCCCCAUGCAGUGGGAAAUGACCCUUGACCCUAAAAUUUAAGGCUAUGGCCUUAUAUUUUGUUCCACACAGAGGCCUGACAAUUCUUAGGACAUUAGCCCAUAAGUGAUCAACUUUUCAGGGUCUCCCUCCCUCCCUCCCUUCUCUUUUACAACCAAGAACAUUAUUUUAGUGGAUGAUGACAUAAUGUACAGAGUCCAGCUUAAUUAUGUAGAAUCACAUCUGGCUCUAAGUUAAUUUUUCCUAGAAAACAAAGCAAUUUGUAUCCCUCCCCCUUUUUGGUACUAUUUGAUAUAUUCUCCAUACCCUCCAUCUUUGGAUUUUCAUCAUCAGGAUCCCUCCACCAAAUAGUAAAGUGAACCUACUCCAGCUCAAGGGCUGGAAACAUCUCCACCCAAGAUGUCUUUGGAAUGAAAGAACAGGAAGCCCAAAGAGUAAGCAAAGAGAGGUUGGUGGUAGUAGAAUCUUGAAGACCCCAUCACUUCUAUGCCUCAGUGGAAACAGUCCCUAGAAUCUGAGAGGGCAGGAUGAAUCUAAUCACUGUUCCCAAAUGUCAUAGCACAACCAUAGUACAGCAGCUUAAGAAUGAAAGAAAGCUUCAGACGAAUUUUCAUUGAAUCUAUCAUCUGUGUUACCCUACUUGGUUGAAAGCUAUCUUGAUAACUCAUUCUUUUUAAGAGGCCAAAUCAUCUAAGGACAUUGCUAAGCAAGCAUGUGAAAUCAUUUCAGAUCAAGGAUAAACCAUGUGUAUGUUCAUUUUAAUCUCUGGGAGAUGAUUCUUCAAUCCAGGGUGCCAUCAGAACCAUGCCACUAUUCACGAGUGUUGUUAGCCAACCCCACACACAUGAUAAUAUUUUACUACCUUUGUGGGUACCCUUCCUAAGAAGCUGGUGUGUAUGCCCCAUCCUUUUUUGUACUAUUUAUUUAAUAAGCUGCAGUGUCAUUUAUGAAAGUACAAUGUAUAGUAAUUUAAUCAAAGUGUUGACUAGCAUCAGUCUCUGUUAAUUGAUUUUCCUCCUUUCUCCAGCCAUAACAUCCACUUAGAGAUGGAAAACAAUAUAGCUUGGGUUCCCGUUUCCAGUUCCUAUCGAAUGACACACCUGCAGUUAUAGGAUCAAGAUACUUUCUGCUUAUAUCCACUCAAAAUGUUUUCUUGCUAGAAGGAUUUUAAUGUUUUGCGAGUGCAUCAUGCAAUGGAUUUUGCAUGUUUAUAAUAAACCUUAAUAACAAGUUAAUCUAUAUUAUUGAUAUAAUUGUAUCAAGUAUAAAGAGUAUUAUGAUAAUUUUUAUAAGACACAAUUGUGUUAUAUUUGUGAAGGCUCAUGUUUCUAGUCUGCUUUAAGAUGACGUGUUAGCUUUAUUCAUUGCUGCUGUGCUCUCUCUUACCCGCUACCCCACACAACUGGCACUCUAUCAGAUAUUAAUUUUUUAAUGUAGAUGUAAUUUUAAAAAUGAAUGGCUACUUUACACAUUUAACUAGGCUUUUACUAUAUAUGUGUAUAUAUGUAUAUAUAUAUACUUGAUUCUACCUGCAAACCCCAGUUUUGUUUGUGGGAAUUAUUUUUGAGAUGAGACUCUGUUAACUUCUUCAUGUCAUCCUCUGUUUGGGUUCCUCCACCACUCCUCCUCUUGGGGACAGCUGGAAGCGUUUAUUCCAGUAUGCCUGAUAUGUUUAUAUACAUGUGGCAUUGUUAUAGGACCUGGGCUGAACUGUGUGUGUGUGUGUGUGUCUGUCUGUCUGUCUGUCUGUCUGUCUUAUUCUUUUCAGCCUAUGUCUUUUGGGGACUCCAGGGUUGGAAGGGUGUGAGGAUUCCUUUCUGUAUGUUCAUAUGGACAUACCAGAAGUAUAUAGUCUGUCUUCUUGCCCCAGAAUGAGCCAGUGUGUACUCCAGAACACACAACCUCUAUAAGUCAAACUUUAUCCCCAUGCCUAUAUAGAGCCAUCCCCGAGGCUGUUACCAACAGACUCUUUCCAGAGGCACACACUGUCAUAAAGCUGUUGCUAGAACAUUCUGGUCUUUGAAGAGCAUGUCUUGUGGCCAAACACCUUUCCGAUGCAUGGUGUUUAGAAGAGGCAGGCUUCUGCAUCGGAAAGAACUGGUGGAAAUGGAAGUUCUCACCUUAUAGAAGGUGUCUCUCCUGAAAGCAUCUCCCAGAUAAGCUCUCCUCUUUGUAUUCUCCAUCUGUCUGCCUGCAAACCACCAAGUGUGUUUGAGAUAAGGAGCACAGGCUGUUCUGAAAACCCCUUAUCAGGAGGAAAUAAUGGAGUAGGGAAUGGGCCUAAGCAGAAAAGAGCAGUUUCUUCUGAAAUCUUUCAUGAAUUCUGGACUUCAGAACUCAAAAACGUUCUUAUGUAUUGAUCUUAGAAGUCCAACUCAUCACCUUGGCAACCAACCUAAUCAAAAACACUGUACGUGGCCCAACAGUAAAGCAACUGGUUUAUGAGCCUUGGAAAUGGAAGGGUUGCCCUUUGCUAAGUGGAACAGCAACAGGACUGAUUCUCAGCAAACCUCUCAAGGUGAGGGAAGCCACAGAAAAGAAACACAAUGGUCACAGACGAUCUGUCCCAAGGUGCCAAGCUGCCUGCUUGUCUUCAGCAAGUAACAGGCUUGAGUUUUCCUGUAAACAACCAAUAUCCAGCUCCAAGUGAUUCAACUUCUCAAGAAAACAUGUGCAGUCCCUUGGGUAGCUCCUAUGCUAAGAGAAUGUGAAACAAUGUUCUCAAAAGGGACGGAAAACAAUAACAGAGCCAGCAUUUGCCUAAGGAACAGCACACUGGACAAUGAACUUAGAAGAAACCUUAACAGUUUAAGAAAGUAUACAUGAUGCGGCCUAUAUUUUAUAGGCUGCUGAGUGUUAAGUUUAGAUAAAGGCUAAUACUUUAAAGACCUAGGCAGCCUGAGACAGUUAUUGCUGCAAAACUAACUCAUGUGGAUAGCCAUUAACAGCUGUUAGGCAGGAUCAAAUAAUAAAAUUCUACAUCACUGCCCCACUUCUCAGGCCAUGUGUGAAAUAAGGCUCCAGGGAAAAGGCUGCUCUUUGAACUGAAGCCACCAUGUUGGCAGCUGGAAUCAGGAGGGUGCCUUGAAGGGUUUAGUCCCUGGGGGAGCUCUUCAGGAAGCACCUGCUCUCAGACUUUGCCUGCACUGGUAGGUCCUGUCCACAGGAUCUGUCUGGCUGUGACCCAGAAAAUCCACUGAAAUUGCUUUGUAUUAUAUUGCCCUGGAAGGUGGCCACUGCUCAGUGGUAGCUCUUCCUUCUUCCAUCACAGGCCAGUGGGCUGCUAGCUCUGCUUUUGGCAGGGCAACCAAAGUCCCCGGCACUUGGGUUGAAUGGAAAGAGCUGGAAUAUGCUGCCAGGUACAGCCCUGGGAAGCUAAUGGGAGGCCCACCUCCAAGCAAGAGCUAAUUCAGAAGGUAAAUGAGAAGCCCCAGGAACUAAAAUGACUGCCCUUCGUCACCCUCAAAUCUCUGGCCUAGUAUGAGCCUUUUCUUCAUUGGUCUUUUUAUUAGUAAUUUGAGAAACUCAGGAAGCCAAGAGGUUUCUGAAAGCUUGGCCUGGGAUGGUCACAUAAAAGAUUACCAGAGGCCAGUAUUAACCCUCAAGUGCUGUCCCUCAGGAACAGCAGUUCUUAACAGAGUGUGGUGACAUGCCAAGCCCCAAAGAGCCACCCAUUCAUGUGUCACAGAGGAGGCUGAAGUCACAGCACUGAGGAAGAGCAGGGCUUGCAUGCACCCGGGAAGACAUGGGAGGUGGGAGAGAGGCUAUGGUGCCUACAUGGGCUUUCCACUGGCAUUGUUGCAAACGCAAGUGACCCUUUGUUGGUCUUCAUAAGUGUGUGUUUUUUGUCAGGGACACAGUCUGUGCCCUCUCAGACCCUCCCAACUGUAAGAAGUCCUUUGCUCUGGGCGGAGUCAGGCCAGCCAGCAGACUCUGGAAGCCACUAGGCUCCACCUCUUUCCCUCUGAUAAUUUCAGCAGGUGCAGAAGUUGAAAAACAAAACAAAAUAAAAUAACAACAAAAAACAACAAUGUCCUGCUAGCUCCUGCUUAGUGGGAAAAAUAGGAAGGGUUUGUGCAGGGUUUUGUUUUCUCAAAAUGGAAGAGAAGGGAAAGUGAGAGUCGCAUGCUUUACUCACCUCAGCAAGGCUGUAACAAAACCUGACAGUCACUUUCCUCACCUUGGUCUUACGAAAUCACCUAUUUCUCCUGUGUCCAUGUCACACUUGUUUCCUAUUUGUCUACAGCCCCAGAAGGGCAGGGCUGCCUGCCCUCCCCCCACCUGACGACUGAGCAUACCCAGCAGCCCUGUUCAGGAGAUGCAUGCUGACCAUGGGAGAUACAGGACAAUGGUUAGCAGCGGCUCCACACUAACUUGACACAGUGUUAGGAAACAGGUUUGAAAAAUGGUUUGCCUUGAACUUCUGCUAACAAAAUAUGCUGGAGGGUCAACACUCCUGCCAUGUCUCAUUUGGGCCAGUGCAGCAAAUGUACGGAAAGCUGUUUCUUUGUGUCGUUAAAAUAAUCCAGAAACUCGGGAAAGGGUGCUCAAGACAUGCACAAAUUCAGUGUUAUAGCAAUGGUGUCCACUGUUGUCCCAGUGACACGACAGUCUCAAGACUCCACGGUUAAAAGCAUGUAUGGCUCAGAGUUCUGUGCCCUCAUUCAUGUGGUCAGGUGUCAGUCAGCAAACACACUGGACACAUUAAGUCAUUAAACAGCCUUACUGUGACCCUCCCCAGAAGCCCACAAGUUCCAAAGACUUUUUUUAAAACUUAAAACAAGAAAUUAACUUAUUAACUCUAGUAGAAGAACCUGACUGUGCUGGGCUAUUUGUACUUUUUUAUAGAGAACUUUAAUGACUCAAUUCUUUUAAAAUGAGUUUUUUAAAAUAAACCUAAUAAAAAUUUCAUAAAAUUCCAAUUCCAUCGAGCCUAUAGGGGGACUUAACCCACAUUGGAUAGAGCACCCUUGACCUGCAAUCCCAUGGCAUGGUUUUCCUGAACCAGUGAGGUCUGGAGUCCACAUUGGAAUGACUGCAGGAUGGUACCCCCUCUUUAGUAGACACUAAAGACAGCUGCCUAAGGUUAAGAGAUCUUUAAACUGUAAGGAAGAUGGUUUCCUAGCACCCCCUUCCUGAUGCAGCCCAGGAGAGCAUUCUUGGGGAUUUGGGGGACCUCUCUCCUUGCUCUCUGAGAAUCUGUGAGCAAGAAGGGGGUGCUUCUCCAACCCUGUCUCCAGUAGCUUCUGGUUGUCAGCCUCUCACACUUGGUAAAGGUUGAGAGGUGCCCUAUAAGGAUUUUGCCCAUUGGGCAAGUCAAACCUACUAUCCUAGGAAGUAAGAGGCAGGCAGCAUCAAGUGUUUUCCAUUUCCGUGUGUGCGAGUAGACAGAACCCCACUUUUCAGAAAACAGCUUCCCACCCCACUUUGUAAGAACCCCUUUUUCUAAAACAAAAGGCGUGGCUUUGCACUUUCUGAUUAAACAACUGUGUCUUUUGUCUCCUGCUUCAUUUUAAGACUAUUCUGUCAUCGUUUGUAGAUUUUUGUUAAUAUUUUGCCUGGGAAAAAUGUGACUCUCUCUUUGGGACGUUUAGUAGACUAUUGAAAAUUAUAUACGCAGGUGGUUACUAUUUUGAGCCUAAGGGUUUUCUAAGCAUCUGGCCUCCUAUCCUGACUAUGAAGGUUUUCCAGAUUAUCUUUUAUAGGCGAUGAGUAGCACUGGAAGAUGCACUUCCUGUGUGAUUUCUAUUUUGGUUUAUGAAGGACAUACCAUGUUUAAAUCUCUCAUUGAAAAACACCGUGGAGCAUCCCAAAUGGGCAUGGAGGAAGGAGUGAAGGUUGAGGUUUUCGGCCUGAAUAGGCCGUUACUGAUAAGCCGUAGGGGCUGCGCCACUGCUCAUUUGGUUACUUAGUAGGUAAGAAGGAUAUGUUAAUUACUGCAUAGCUUUCUUGGAUUUGUGUAACCUCUAAUCUUCGUUUGCAUGAUUCGCUUUGUUAGAUGCAUUCAUUGUAGUUUGGAAGCAAGCGUUUACGAAUAAAGCUACUGAUCACUGCUGA
Cricetulus griseus (Chinese hamster) is the source of this 7588-nucleotide messenger RNA. NCBI's taxonomy places the organism in Eukaryota, Metazoa, Chordata, Mammalia, Rodentia, Cricetidae. The record is from RefSeq and is a predicted model, not a curated record.